Nematolebias whitei (Rio pearlfish) is the source of this 1299-nucleotide messenger RNA. RefSeq names its product OTU deubiquitinase 3 (gene otud3). Gene Ontology annotation, molecular function: cysteine-type deubiquitinase activity. The transcript is spliced from 7 exons. Gene Ontology annotation, biological process: protein deubiquitination. The record is from RefSeq and is a predicted model, not a curated record. The coding region runs from base 58 to 1107 and encodes 349 amino acids. NCBI's taxonomy places the organism in Eukaryota, Metazoa, Chordata, Actinopteri, Cyprinodontiformes, Rivulidae.
UUGCCACAGCAAGGCAUUCUUUAGUUUUGUGGCCCCAAAGAAACAAUUGAAGCAAACAUGUCUCGAAAACAGACGGCCAAACCUGCACGGGGCAAUAAAAAGAGUGAGCUGGAACGCAAGAGGGAUGAGCGGGCGGCACGCCGUGCCAUUGCAAAAGACCGCAAGAAUCGACCUCAGGACAGCGAUGAAGGUGCAGAAUAUGUGAGCUUCUCCAAUCAGCUCCAAGCACUGGGGCUGAAACUGAGAGAGGUCCCUGGAGAUGGGAACUGUCUGUUCAGAGCUCUCGGCGACCAGUUAGAGGGUCACUCUGGCGAUCACCUGCGGCUUCGACAGGAGACCGUCGAUUACAUGAAGUCUCAUCGACAAGACUUUGAGCCUUUUGUUGAGGAUGACGUCCCAUUUGCACAGCACAUGUCGAACCUCUCCCAGCCUGGUACAUUUGCUGGCAAUGAUGCUAUUGUAGCUUUUGCUCGCAGUCAGCAGGUGAAAGUGGUCAUCCAUCAGCUCAACACACCACUGUGGGAGAUAAAUGGUGCAGAGAAGCCCAUGUGCAGAGAGUUGCACAUUGCCUACCGUUAUGGAGAUCAUUACGAUAGUGUGAGGCGGAUUGGAGACAACUCCGAGAGUCCUGCUCAGCUUCGCAUAGAGAGCCUGCAGAAUUCACACAGCCAUCAGCGUGAGUUUGGAGAUGGUCAGAGGGACAGACAGAAAAAGUCUCAAACAGCAUACGAAGAGGAAAACGUAAUCCUGAGCUCCAUCAAGAAUCGAGGAAUUCAGGGUGAUGAGGAGAACUUGCUCCAGCUGAGUGCAGCAACAAUCAAUGCGGAGUGGCUCGCUGAGUCUUUGCUUGGUCAGUCCUGCCAGGGCACCUGCACGUCGGGAUCCUGCUCAGUCUGCAGUGAGCAGAAGCAGACAGCAGAGGGCAGAAAUGCACAAAAACCCAAGCUGUCAAACAAGCAGAAGAAAGAGCAGCAGCGGCACGAAAAGAAGAAGCGUCAAGAGGAGCGGCAUCGGCAGAAGUUUCAGAGUAAAGGAGGCCAGGACCAGAACCAGAACCUGCAAGAGGCUGUGACUUUAGUACCAGCUCUCAAUACUCUCAGUAUAUAGACUGGGGCGUGGCCAAAAAUCCCCCCCCUCCACGUCCCUCUCCUGCUACUUCAGCUACCGAUGGCUGCCCAGUUUUGCACAUAGUGGAAUUAAAUGACUAUAUCACAACGGAAACCUUUUCCUAAAGAAAACCCUACUUCUUUGCUAAAAGUAUAAAGGUGCCUGCAAACGUGUGCGAGAUGUGUGAAAGUU